UCUCACACACACACAUGCACACACACUUGUAUUUUGUGCUGUCGUAAAACCCACGUGUCCAGCCGGGAGGCUGCCAGAGCGUGGAGCAGAGGAGCCGGGACGCGGCAGCGGCCAAGAGCCCGCCGCCGCUGCUCUGUCCGGCGCCUUGGUCCGCCCCGCACUCCCGCGCUCGGAGUAACUGCUCUCACGCCUUCCGCAGGCCUCCACCACAUCUCUGGCUUGUGGCCCCGGAGGGUCCCGGGGAGCCGGAUCUCUAGCGCUCUGUUCCCGCGCUGCCCAGGGGCAUGUAGCGUACCGGGGGCGCACACUCUCUUGCACGCUCGCCAAGACAGCACGCACAAACCCGCCGGGCAGCUCCGAGUUUUCGGCUUGAAUCUUUGGACAUGCUGAAGCCCGGAGACCCCGGCGGCUCGGCCUUCCUCAAAGUGGACCCAGCUUAUCUGCAACACUGGCAGCAACUCUUCCCGCACGGGGGCGGAGGCCCGCUCAAGGGCGGCGGUGCCGCGGGUCCCCUGGGCGCACCACAGCCUCUCCAGCCGCCGCCACCCCCGGAGCGCGCUGAGCCCCAGCCAGACAGCCUGCGCCCGCGGCCAGCCUCGCUCUCCUCCGCCUCGUCCACUCCGGCUUCCUCCUCCACCUCGGCCUCCUCUGCCUCCUCCUGCGCUGCCGCUGCCGCUGCCGCCGCCGCCGCCGCCGCGCUGGCGGGUCUCUCGGCCCUGCCGGUGGCGCAGCUGCCGGUGUUCGCGCCUCUGGCCACCGUCGCCGCGGAGCCUCUGCCGCCCAAGGACCUGUGCCUCGGCGCCACCUCGGGCCCGGGGCCCUCCAAGUGCGGAGGCAGUGGCGGGGACGGCCGGGGUGCCCCGCGCUUCCGCUGCAGCGCGGAGGAGCUGGACUAUUACCUAUACGGCCAGCAGCGCAUGGAGAUCAUCCCGCUCAACCAGCACACCAGCGACCCCAACAACCGUUGCGACAUGUGCGCGGACAACCGCAACGGCGAGUGCCCCAUGCACGGGCCGCUGCACUCGCUGCGCCGGCUCGUGGGCACCAGCAGCGCCGCGGCCGCCGCGCCCCCGCCGGAGCUGCCCGAGUGGCUGCGGGACCUGCCCAGGGAGGUGUGCCUGUGCACCAGCACCGUGCCCGGCCUGGCCUACGGCAUCUGCGCGGCACAGAGGAUCCAGCAGGGCACCUGGAUCGGGCCCUUCCAGGGCGUGCUCCUGCCCCCGGAGAAGGUGCAGGCCGGGGCCGUGAGGAACACGCAGCAUCUCUGGGAGAUAUAUGACCAAGAUGGGACACUACAGCACUUUAUUGAUGGUGGGGAACCUAGUAAGUCGAGCUGGAUGAGGUAUAUCCGAUGUGCAAGGCACUGCGGAGAACAGAAUCUAACAGUAGUUCAGUACAGGUCGAAUAUAUUCUACCGAGCCUGUAUAGAUAUUCCCAGGGGUACCGAGCUUCUCGUGUGGUACAAUGACAGCUAUACGUCUUUCUUUGGGAUCCCUUUACAAUGCAUUGCCCAGGAUGAAAACUUAAAUGUCCCCUCAACGGUCAUGGAAGCCAUGUGCAGACAGGACGCCCUGCAGCCCUUCAACAAGAGCAGCAAACUCUCCCAGGCUCCCCAGCAGCGCUCUGUCGUCUUCCCCCAGACUCCCUGCGGCAGGAACUUCUCCCUCCUGGAUAAGUCAGGGCCCCUGGAACCUGGAUUUAAUCAAAUCAGCGUAAAGAACCAGCGCGUCCUGGCGAGCCCCACCUCCACCAGCCAGCUCCACUCGGAGUUCAGUGACUGGCACCUCUGGAAAUGCGGGCAGUGCUUUAAGACUUUUACGCAACGGAUCCUGCUACAGAUGCACGUGUGCACGCAGAACCCUGACAGACCUUACCAAUGCGGCCACUGCUCCCAGUCCUUUUCCCAGCCUUCAGAACUGAGGAACCACGUGGUCACUCACUCCAGUGACCGGCCUUUCAAAUGCGGCUACUGUGGUCGUGCCUUUGCUGGGGCCACCACUCUCAACAACCACAUCCGAACCCACACUGGAGAAAAGCCCUUCAAGUGUGAGAGGUGUGAGAGGAGCUUCACGCAGGCCACCCAGCUGAGCCGACACCAGCGGAUGCCCAAUGAGUGCAAGCCAAUAACCGAGAGCCCAGAAUCAAUCGAAGUGGAUUAACUGAUUGACUGGUUGGAAUUAAACUGCAAGGAAAGUCAUGAUUAAAUGUCACGGACACUUAAGCAAAACCAAAGAUUUCCUCGAAGCAACUUUCAAUCAGUCCCAGAAAACCAAAAGCAGUAAUAAAAUAAGUAAGAUGUUAAGAGAUAUUGAUCCUGGCGUGGAAGUCAGACCAGGAGAGAGAUUAUUUAUUUAUGACUAGGGAUGAGACUCAUUUCAGUGGACAACCAACCUGGGAUGGCUUACAUUUCCAGGCCCACCAUGUAUGUGCUUUGUUUCUAAAAAGCUUUUUUUUAAAAAAAAAAAAAAACAAAACAAAACUGUUAUUUAAUACCAAAGGGAGGAAUCGGAUGGGCUCUUCUGCCCACAGUUGUGACUGAGAAUGCACAGGGACUUGUUUCUCAUUGCACCUUUUUUAGUAGCAUGAAUUCAAGGGGACCCAUUGUACAACCCUUCUUCCUGCUGUUGUAGUUUGGCCUGGCCUCUGCCUCGGGCUGCCCAGCGGGGACUACGGAUGCAGUUGCUGAAGCCUUUGCUGAGUCCGGGCCAUCUUCAGCCCCACAGGCACUCCAUGUCUGUGUUUUCCAUGCUUACUUCUCAUGCACUUUUCUCAUGGCUCCUUCUAUCCAGCAGCUGGUCUUGAUGCAGAAGAGCCUGAAAGUGGAAGAAGAUGGUUUAAAAUUUAAAAUUCAAGUGGAAAAGAAAAAUGGGGACUUACCGUGUCCUGUCAGGAUUUCAGAAACAUUUAAAAUGUAUGGAGCUUCAUAAUACAGUAUAUUAUUGUUCCAAAGCAGCUAGUUGAGAAAAUUUUGUUUUCAUGUUUUCAGUAACAUUUUAGCGUUUAAAAAAAAAAAAACCACGAAAAUAAAGUACUUCAGUGAGAGGCUGAAUAUAAGA
Messenger RNA from Capra hircus (goat), 3056 nucleotides. RefSeq names its product PR/SET domain 6 (gene PRDM6). Gene Ontology annotation, molecular function: protein binding; histone methyltransferase activity. Gene Ontology annotation, cellular component: nucleus. NCBI's taxonomy places the organism in Eukaryota, Metazoa, Chordata, Mammalia, Artiodactyla, Bovidae. The coding region runs from base 384 to 2159 and encodes 591 amino acids. The transcript is spliced from 8 exons. The record is from RefSeq and is a predicted model, not a curated record.